Messenger RNA from Paramuricea clavata, 1973 nucleotides. Lineage: Eukaryota; Metazoa; Cnidaria; Anthozoa; Malacalcyonacea; Plexauridae. The record is from the annotation of a GenBank genome assembly.
CCUGUUUGGCUGCAGUUGUAUAUUCCUUGAAAUAUUGACAAAAUAUACAAAGUGUCAAAGAGAAGUACUUGUGAUUUGACACUAAAUCGUGUUUAUAUCAUGUUGGAAGAAGUAAUUGGUAUGUUUAUGUCAUUAUUUUCGCUUUUCUGGAGCGAUACACCACGCGUAUCUUUUCGAGAACCAACACCUGACACGGAACAACGUGAUGAUAGAUGGCAACCAUAUAUCAAUAAAGAAUACGAAAACUUUGAUACCAACGAACAGUUCAGUUCGGUAUUGAUUAAUGAGGUAUUGACAGAUUAUACAAGACUUGAUGGUGCUUCAUCUGAACGGAGAAGUUAUUGGGAGUCCAUUCCGAAAAGUUUGUGGACAACAUCAAGUAUUACGUGCGCUAUGUUCGCACCAACGGCGUUCACAAUGGUGUUUCUUUAUAUUGAUUUAAACACAACUGAUCUCUGUUUGGAGUGGCAGUAUCACAAUAACACUUUACCAUUGUCUGUAAAACGACUUCGCGUUAUCGGUGACAGUAUUGAAGCGGUAAUAGCCAAUCUUUGGUUUCCGCUAACAAUGGUAGUUCUAUUUGGAUGGAAAGAGUUUAAACUGAGGUUUAUGUCCACUUUUUAUGUGGGUUUUAUCUUUGGAGAAACGACAAUAAUUUAUUACUUAUUUUUGCUAGUAUUUGGUGUCUACGAUACGCACAUGUAUUACAGAUAUCCUGCAAAUGUGAUGUUCUUUUCUGGCAUAUUCUGCUGUAGCAUUCUCAUGCUUCGUAAUAUUCGAGCCAGCGAUUCUACAUUGUCCUAUUCUAACGGUCAUAUUUUGGCUUUAGUUUCAGCAGAGUUCCUCGCAUGUUCUGUACUGGCAGUGACCUACAGAUACGCUAUAGUGCCUUUAUUCAAUGGCAUAAAAAAAGAAAAUUACAAAUUCUUGGUGGCUGUGAUGGUGCCAGGAUUAACCAUUAUCCCCGCGGUGAUUUGUAAACACAUAGCGUUGAGACGAAGUUCCAAGGUUGUUGACCCCGGUCGGAGUUUUGUCCUGGUAUACUUUAUCCGAGGUGGUGUCGUAUACUUAUACCGCACAAUGCAAGCAGAUUUGAAAAACAUUUGGCUGUUUAUUGGGUUAUCUCUGUUCUCUGGUUUUCUGAACUUUUUGCAAAAGGUGACCCAUCGAAUACGGAUAAAAUUCUGGAGAUACAUUAUCUCAAUUUUGAAUCGAACUGUUUGCUGUCGAAGACUUAAUGAAUUGCCUCGCAAUACACCGCAUUAUAGACGGUUAAAAGCCGACUUAGAAAUUCAAGAUAUGCUUUUUGAAUACAGUACACUUGUUUUAAGCCAAGGUUACUUCGUGUUGUACUUUGUAGAAAGUUUUAAACUUUCGGUGUGGUCUUUCCUUUAUGAAUCCCUAACUAGAGUUGCAAUUGGCAUUGGAAUCGACUUCUUUUUCAAUUGCCUUUCAAAUUUUGUGCAAAUCCAUUACUACAAUAUUCCAGUUGGUCGCGUAUGGGCGAAGUACUGGAAACGACACAUGUUGGCCAACUUCAUCAUCGUCACUGUGAUGGUGUCAUACUUCAGCCCCGUCCUUCUUUCAGUUUUUCAAGCGCGGGAGACUGGGACAAGUACCAGGCAGUAUAUGGUCAGAAAUUGUACGUUUUUCUAGUCUGUCUGGUUGGCCUUGUCAUAAAAACAAGUUAAAAAUUCAUAAACCUUGUGGCAAACAUGUCAGCCAUACUACGUCACGUGGAGUGACCUUAUAUCUGAUAAAACUCAUCUUCAUUAGUAUUCUUUAUAUAAUUCUUCAUCCUAAUUAGUAUGAUUACAUAAUUGUUCAUCCUAAUUAGCAUUCUUUUGUAGUCGUAUUUUAAGCUAUUCAAAACACUCGAACUCGCGUUUUAUCAUAUCUAAAACGCUCGACUGCGCCUCGCGUUUUAAACCUAAUAAAACACUCCUGCUCGUUUAUUAAACAGUACUUAAAAU